UUUCCCGGGUUUUUAUCAAAUGUUAAAGACGCAUGUGAUUUAAUCUCGCAUGAGGUUGUUUAGCACUGUGACGGUAAAGUUUGCAGUUGAAAGAUGGCAUGCACUGGUGAACUGGCUAUUUUGAGCGUUUAUGAUAAAACUGGGCUUGCAGAACUGAGCAAGAAACUCCAUGACAUUGGCCUUCAACUUGUGGCUUCUGGUGGAACUGCCAAAGCUAUACGGGAAUCUGGCCUUCCUGUUAAGGAUGUUUCUGAAAUAACGGGAGCUCCUGAGAUGCUAGGAGGUCGAGUGAAAACUCUUCAUCCUGCUGUUCAUGGUGGUAUUCUGGCCAGGAGAACAGAUGAUGAUAAAGGUGACAUGGACCGUCAGAACUAUACAUAUGCUAGUGUUGUAGUGUGUAACCUUUACCCGUUCGUCAAGACCAUCUCUCAACCAGAUGUAACGGUUGCAGGAGCCAUGGAACAAAUUGAUAUUGGGGGUGUUACUCUGCUUCGAGCUGCUGCCAAGAACCAUGAGCGAGUUACAGUCCUUUGUGACCCUGAAGAUUACAAGCUAUUGACAGAAGAAUUGUUAUUAGCUGAUCAUAUGACAACACUGAGGACCAGGCAGCAGCUAGCCAUUAAGGCAUUCAACCACACAGCCCAAUAUGAUAUGGCUGUUUCUGAUUACUUCCGUCGAGAGUUUGGUCAAGAACAUUCCCAGUUGUCCCUGCGAUAUGGAAUGAACCCUCAUCAAACUCCUGCCCAGAUAUUCACUUACAGUGAAAAACUGCCGCUUACUGUUUUGAAUGGAUCUCCUGGAUUCAUCAACCUUUGUGAUGCACUCAAUGCCUGGCAGCUUGUGCAAGAACUAGAAGAAGCUUUGAGCCUUCCUGCAGCAGCUUCAUUCAAACAUGUGAGCCCAGCAGGUGCUUCUGUUGGUGUUCCACUUUCUCCAGACCAAUCUAAGCUGUGUAUGGUGGAUGAUCUCUUUGACGAUUUGACACCACUAGCAACGGCCUAUGCUCGAGCAAGAGGAGCAGACAGAAUGUCUUCUUUCGGAGAUUUCAUAGCUCUGUCAGCUACGUGUGAUGUUGUGACAGCUAAAAUCAUAUCUCGAGAGGUUUCAGAUGGAAUAAUUGCUCCAGACUAUGACCCAGCUGCUUUAGAAAUUCUGAAAAAAAAGAAAAGUGGAAAAUAUUGUAUUCUAAAGAUGGAUAUUACUUACAAGCCCUCACCAAUGGAGCUUCGUGUGCUCUUUGGUUUAUAUAUGGAACAAAAAAGAAAUGAUGCUGUUAUCGACAAGAAAUUAUUUUCCAAUAUUGUCUCCACCAACAAAGAGCUUCCAGAAUCCGGUCUUCGUGACUUAAUUGUAGCCACCAUAGCCCUGAAAUACACCCAGUCUAAUUCUGUUUGUUAUGCUAAAGAUGGGCAGGUAAUUGGUAUUGGAGCAGGACAACAGUCUAGGAUUCAUUGCACUCGGCUGGCUGGUGAGAAAGCUACCAAUUGGUGGCUACGUCAGCACCCUAAAGUUUUGGGAAUGAUUUUUAAAAGCGGAGUAAAACGAGCUGAAAUGUCUAACAUAAUUGAUGUAUUUGUCAAUGGAACUGUUGGAAAGGAUAUGCCAGAAGAUAUUUGGAGAAGCUCAUUGGAAAAUCCACCCUCACUUUUAACCCAAGCAGAAAGGGAGGAGUGGAUUGGUAAGUUGUCAGAAGUGGCCUUGAGUUCUGAUGCUUUCUUUCCUUUCCGGGACAACAUAGAUCGUGCUCAGCAGAUGUCCUAAGAGUGAAGAACAAGG
Molecule: messenger RNA, 1776 nt
Organism: Limulus polyphemus (Atlantic horseshoe crab)
Lineage: Eukaryota; Metazoa; Arthropoda; Merostomata; Xiphosura; Limulidae
Product: bifunctional purine biosynthesis protein PURH-like
Exons: 19
Coding region: 94-1761 (555 amino acids)
Biological process (GO): 'de novo' IMP biosynthetic process
Cellular component (GO): cytosol
Molecular function (GO): phosphoribosylaminoimidazolecarboxamide formyltransferase activity; IMP cyclohydrolase activity
Source: RefSeq, a predicted model, not a curated record